GGCUCCGACCCCCGUGCCGGGCCCCUCCACCCGGGGCGGCAGCGUUCUUGGCGCUUCUGCGGGUGCUGGGCUCUUCCUUUCUCGGACCGUACCCCAGGAAGGCCCUGGCCGCGCCCGCGGGGGAGCUUCACCCGAGCCCGGGAUCCCGACCCAAGAACUGGAAGUUGGCAGCCUGGCUCCCUGGCUCCCGGAUCUGCCUCCUCUGCCCAUCUCUUCAUUGCCCAGGACUGGCAGUGGGUUGGCCCGGAGGAGAGCUGACCGCCCUGGGCUGCUGCUGACCUCCGGCAGAGCGGAGCCAAAAUGUCCCCGGAAUCCAAAAAGCUUUUCAACAUCAUCAUUUUAGGAAUUGCCUUUAUGUUUAUGUUCACCGCCUUUCAAACUUGUGGAAAUGUGGCGCAAACUGUCAUCAGGAGCUUAAAUAGCACCGAUUUUCAUGGCAGUGGAUACACCAGCAUGGCCAUUAUUUAUGGAGUGUUCUCUGCUUCGAAUUUGAUCACGCCAUCAGUGGUUGCCGUUGUAGGACCUCAGCUCUCUAUGUUUGCUAGUGGGUUAUUUUACAGCAUGUACAUUGCCGUUUUUAUCCAGCCUUUCACAUGGUCCUUCUACACAGCCUCUGUUUUCAUCGGAAUUGCAGCUGCUGUACUUUGGACAGCACAAGGAAACUGCCUGACAAUCAAUUCAGAUGAGCACACCAUUGGGAGAAACAGUGGAAUUUUCUGGGCACUCUUACAGUCUAGCUUGUUCUUUGGAAACCUCUACAUAUAUUUUGCUUGGCAAGGGAAAACUCAGAUAUCAGAGGGUGACCGGAGGACAGUGUUCAUUGCCCUGACAGUGAUUAGCCUGGUGGGAACAGUUCUUUUCUUUCUCAUUCGGAAACCAGAUUCUGAAAACAUCCUGGGAGAAGACGAGUCUUCCGAUGACCAGGACGUGGAAGUCAAUGAGCCUGCCCAGAACAACAUGACGAAGGCGGUAGACGCGUUCAAAAAGUCUCUUAAAUUAUGUGUCACCAAGGAGAUGCUCCUUCUUAGCAUUACAACUGCCUAUACAGGUCUGGAGCUGACGUUCUUCUCUGGUGUGUACGGAACCUGCAUCGGCGCCGUGAAUACAUUCGGGACGGAGGAGAAGAGCCUCAUCGGACUGUCGGGCAUCUUCAUCGGCAUUGGAGAGAUUCUAGGUGGAAGCCUCUUUGGCCUGCUGAGCAAGAAUAAUCGUUUCGGUAGAAACCCAGUGGUGCUGCUGGGCAUCCUGGUGCAUUUUGUAGCUUUUUAUUUAAUAUUUCUCAACAUGCCUGCGGAUGCCCCUAUUGCUCCCCUCGAGGGGACCGAUAGCAGUGCCUACAUCAAACCCAGCAAAGAAGUGGCCAUCUUCUGCAGUCUCCUGUUGGGUCUUGGAGACAGCUGCUUCAACACCCAGCUGCUCAGUAUCUUGGGCUUCCUCUACUCCGAAGACAGUGCGCCCGCGUUCGCGGUCUUUAAGUUCGUCCAGUCCAUCUGUGCAGCCGUGGCGUUUUUCUACAGUAACUACCUUCUUCUCCAUUGGCAACUCCUGCUCAUGGUGAUCUUCGGGUUUUUUGGAACUGUGUCAUUCUUCACCGUGGAGUGGGAAGCUGCUGCCGUUGUCGCUCGGGGCUCUGACUACCGCAGUAUUUGAUCCACGGAGCCGGCGAGAGGAGGGAGGCCCCGCUGCAGACAGCACAGCUGGGGACAGCGUGACUGAGGACGCCACCGCCCAUUCUCAGCGUGCUGGUGAUUGGUGUGCAAGAUCAGAGACGUCGGACUGCCAGUCUGCCAGGGUCGGUGUUCAAGUUUACAGACAUGCACUCUUUAAGGUGGAGUGAGGGAAACGCGUUCUGUCCAUUGUAAUUGUUCGAGGAUGUUCUUCAGCUCAUCUGUCGCGAGUUCUGUAUGAUCAUGUUGCCGAGUGUAGAUGUUUUCCUCUCCCUCCUGUCUCCUUGAAAGACCUCGACUCCGAAUACUAGGCCGCAUGUCACGGGAGGUUCCCCCUGGGUAUCGAGUGUGCUACUGCGUAAUAAUGGGGAGCACAUGCUAGGCACAUGUGUGUCUGGGAGUGACAUUGAAAUAAAUCGCAAGAUGCUGUUUGCACUUUCUUCCUCUUUAAAUGCGGUUUGAUACGUUUUCUUACCUCGCAGUUCAGAGCGAGGAGAGGCUGCUAAGUGUUGUAGAGCGAGUCUGCAGCCCUGAAAACAGGAGUCUAGCGUCUGUAACUGAAGGAAAACACUAAAGCCGCAGUGACAGGAGGAGGAGGUCUCUGGUUCUAGAGGACGGAUGCCGACAAGCGAGCUCCGGGCCGCGAGGUCGCUGCUGCCUGGAGCAGGCGCCGGCGCACACAGCUGGGAAGUCGGGGCUGCAGCCUGACUGCUCGGGCGGUUUACACGGAAACGGUAACUUUCCUCCACAAGAGCUUGCUUAAA
Molossus molossus (Pallas's mastiff bat) is the source of this 2431-nucleotide messenger RNA. RefSeq names its product major facilitator superfamily domain containing 11 (gene MFSD11). Bases 301 to 1650 code for a protein of 449 amino acids. The record is from RefSeq and is a predicted model, not a curated record. NCBI's taxonomy places the organism in Eukaryota, Metazoa, Chordata, Mammalia, Chiroptera, Molossidae. The transcript is spliced from 13 exons.